AUGGAGGACCCCUUACCGGCGCCACCCGCGCCGUCCGCGGACACUGCGGAAGCGGUGGCUCAGCAAAAGCUCGAAGAGGCUCCAGCGUGUGCCGACACGGGAUCGGGGACAAACGAGGAGAAGCAGGCGGUGCAGAAGCAACCCCUCACGCUCCCUUUGCGCUCUUCGGUGCCACUGGGGGAGACGAACUAUGCGGUUGCAUCUGGCCUCGUCCCGUCCCUCGCGGAGAUGAAUGCGGACGAGAUAAUCCCCCCGAUGAGCGGCGCGGCACCGCAGUUCCCCGUGCUGCACCCGCAGGGCUUUCGCAUCCUCAACAACAACAGUGCCAUGGAGCGCGGCAUGCGAGGUUACUUUCGUCUUCCGCAGCCGCCCAAUCUCGCCACACGCGAAGAGCAGCGGCGACUGCAGCGCACGUUGCGACAGGUGCAGUGCGAAGAGGCGCAGCGCAAAGCGCGCAUCACCGGCAAUCAAGAGGGCGUCGUGCUCGACGGGUUUCUCAUUCUGGGUGCGUGCGAGGCGGAUGAUCCAGAGGAGGUCACCGCCGUCACGCUGCAGGCGUCCCUGCUCACGAGCAGCGUGCAAGAGGAUCUUCCCUUCUUCACCGAGCUGAAGACACUCGACGUGAGCGACAAUCAACUGCGCCUCGGAGAUGUGCUGCCUCUCCCGCACUUGGAGACAGCCCACCUGGUCUGCAAUAACAUCGUCUCGUUGGCUGAUGUGGCGCUGAGCGAUAGCUCGUCGCUGUCUACGCUGAUGGCGCUGGACCUCGCCUACAAUCGCAUUCCCUCACGCGACCUGCUGUACCUGGGUGCCUUCCGAGCUCUCCAACACCUGGACCUGAGCAACAACGGCCUGCGCUCGCUGCCGGCAGACUUGUCGGCUCUCUCGCAGCUCACCCACCUUGCAUUGGAGUCCAACCAACUCGCCUCUGCGGAUGUGUUUCACGCGUUAGGGACGCUGCCUGCGUUGAUGGGGAUAAACCUGGCCAACAAUCGACUAGCACACGUUCCACUGCUGCGCGUCACCCCGCCACUUGGAAUGCGUGACACCAACAACGAGGGCCCUGCAGACGUUGUUAUGUCCUCCUUUCCGGCGAUACAAACGAUGACCCUCAGCGGCAACCGCUUCACCGACCUCGAAGCUUUUCUGCCGCUCGCUGCUCUGCAUCGCACUCUGCGUCACAUUGCAGUUGGCAACAACCCGUUUCUGCUCCGCCAACCGCAGGCGGCGGCACGGCAACUGCAGCUUGCGCUGGAUGAGGCGGUCGUGGACUCGUAUUUCAUCGCGAAGGACCCUUUGCAGACGUCGCCGCCGCUUACGUCCACCGACGCGACCGCUACCCUCACGGACGCCAACGCCGGUACCUGGCACGGCAAAGCGUGGGAGCGGUACAUCCCGCCUCGUCCCGAGGGCCCACAGAGCCCGGACGACGAGCUGGCACGGAGUCGUGCGUCUUCGCUCGAGACGGCUGCCCCGAUACCGUCUGCACCGGCCAAAGGGGAGACGCCGCAACAUGAUGGUGCGACGUCUGCCCAGGACGGUGAGUCUUCCAACGAAGCUCCACGCGUGCCGCAAGAGGGCGACGUCGACAUUGUGCACCUUUUGAGCGUCGAGGAAUACGUGGCGCGCUUCCACAUCACGGUGCAGUGCGGGACGCCGCCGCCGCCACCCGCAAAGCAGCCAAGGCGCUACUUUUAUUCGUCCGCCUACCGCGCCUCGCAGCGGGAAGGGCAGAGCGAGAGUCCGCUGGUCACGCUGCCGCCGUACGAGGAGUUCAUGGACGUUUAUCGCAUUGCGGGUCGGCAAAGCCACGCGUCACGGCGCAAGGGACACGCGGCAGCGUCGCGGAGAAGGGGUAAGCCAAGUGCAUCGGCGCCUCCCUCCUCGCAUCUGACCGCAUUACCGGUGAUGGCGCGCGACUCCUUCACCCUCCCCCCGGCUGCUUUCGCUGCUCCUCCUUCCGCUUUAUCCGGAAAGAGGAGCAGCAAUAUGGACGAUGUGGACGAGGAUGAUGAUGAAGAGGACGACGAUGUACCGCGGGACGAGACGCAGGAGGGCGACGAUGGAUUUUUCCUCACCGGUAUGAACAGCGAAGGCAAGAAAGAGGGAAAGGGCCGUCGCAAGAACAGAAGCGGCAGAAAGUCGGCGGAGGAGAAAGCCACCUUGUCAGCGGAAAUGCCGGCGGCAAGGAAGAUGGAAGGCACCGUUGCUGACGCGCUCCCCACAGACACCCAACGUAGUACCAACGCCUUUUCUGCGAACCAGAGCUCUGUGCCACGACUUCCGCUUCCGCGAUCGGUGGUGUCGCCCGCCAGCACGAACGUGCACACCGCCAUGUCGGAGCUGCGUGCGAUGCUGCGCAAGCCGCUGCCUUCGUUGCCGUACGACCCUGCGCGGUCACGACAAGCGCGUUGA
Molecule: messenger RNA, 2415 nt
Organism: Leptomonas pyrrhocoris
Lineage: Eukaryota; Euglenozoa; Kinetoplastea; Trypanosomatida; Trypanosomatidae
Exons: 1
Coding region: 1-2415 (804 amino acids)
Cellular component (GO): nucleus
Molecular function (GO): protein binding
Source: RefSeq, a predicted model, not a curated record